Messenger RNA from Lichtheimia ornata, 1875 nucleotides. RefSeq lists its product as uncharacterized. Gene Ontology annotation, molecular function: ATP hydrolysis activity; ATP binding; long-chain fatty acid transmembrane transporter activity. Lineage: Eukaryota; Fungi; Mucoromycota; Mucoromycetes; Mucorales; Lichtheimiaceae. Gene Ontology annotation, biological process: peroxisome organization; fatty acid beta-oxidation; long-chain fatty acid import into peroxisome. The transcript is spliced from 11 exons. Gene Ontology annotation, cellular component: peroxisomal membrane. The coding region runs from base 1 to 1875 and encodes 624 amino acids. The record is from RefSeq and is a predicted model, not a curated record.
AUGCGACAUCGGUCGAGUGCAACGAUCUCUGAAUCAGAGCCGAUGUUAGAACUCGCUCCAGAGUCAACUUCACAGCAACCCUUUUACAGUUUCGAUCGUGUGUUCCUGAGACGGCUUGCUCGCAUUUUCCACAUUCUAUUCCCAUCGUCACCCCAUGAGCAGAUUUGGUCCUUAUCACCCAAGAUCCGUCAACGCAGUCUGUUUUGGCUUUAUAUCACCUUUAUUGCUUUGAGUUGUGGAUGUGAGAUCCUUUAUUACUAUACUGGUCUAUUACCAAGUCGAUUCUAUGCCGUGUUAUCAAGCAGUGAUUUGCAAGGCUUCAUCCGCUUCAUUCUCCCAUGCCUUUUACUCGUCUUUGGCACCGCUGCGGGGAAGAGCUUGUUGACAUUUAUGGGAGGAUUGUUCUCAUUGAAAACACGACAGCUAUUGACACAACACCUGCAUGAUCGUUACAUUCAACCCAACGUCUUGUAUUCGGUGGUCAUGUCCCGCUAUUCAGUCGAUAACCCGGAUCAGAGGAUUACUCAAGACGUCGACAAGUUUGCAGAGUCAUUACGGAAGAUUGUGGAGGAUUUGAUCAUUGCACCUAUCCUUGUGAUUUACUAUACGUGGAAAUGCUGGUCCAUCAGCGGAGCAAUGGGUCCCAUCAUGAUUUAUGGAUACUUUAUUGUGGGCUCUGUGCUAAGUCGUGUGCUCAUCAAGCCUAUUGUGAACACCGUGUUCUAUAAAGAGCUGGCUGAAGGCAACUUUAGAUUCAUGCACGUGCGAUUACGCCAGUUUUCAGAGCCCAUUGCGUUUUCCAGGGGUGAACGUGAGGAACAUAAGCAAGCAAACCAGAAGCUGGAUAAUUUAUUGGCCUAUCAACGCAAGAUCGUCAACAAAGAAUUGCCAUUGCAUUUGGCCAAUGAGAGUUUCUCCUACUUUGGUUCUAUCUUGAGUUACUUGAUCGUGGCGUUGCCUAUAUUUGCUGGUGCCUUUGCUGACAAAGAUCCAUCCGAGAUGAGCGAGAUCAUUUCAAAGAAUUCUUUUUUCUCCAUGUAUUUGAUUUUCAAGUUUACCAACAUUAUUGAACAAUCGAGCAAGCUUUCGGACCUGGCAGGUUAUACGGCACGUAUAGGCGAAUUGCUUGAAAUCAUUGAUGAUACGGAGGACGAGCUUGGUCAUGUCACAAUAGGACAUCCACAACAACAGCAACGCAUGAAUUCAAGCGACUGCAUUGAGUUUCAAGAUGUGGAACUUACAGCACCCAAUGGCAGAACACUGGUAUCCGAUUUUAAUCUCACCAUCAAUCCUAUGGAUCGUGUCGUUCUUGUUGGACCCAAUGGAAGUGGUAAAUCGUCCUUGCUUCGUGCCUUAGCUGGACUAUGGCAUUGCUCAGCUGGACGCAUUCUCAAGCCCCCUGGGAUGUCCUCAAAUGACAUAAUGUUUCUAUCACAAACACCCUAUCUUGUCCAUGGCUCCCUCCGUAAUCAAAUUUCUUAUCCCCCAUCUUCGGCAGAUACACCCGUUCCUGACAACCAAAUACGGGAGUUGCUUGAGCUUGUACAAUUGAGCCACUUGGAGCAUUUGGUCACUUCAUUCGAUACGCAUUACGGAGAAGAGUGGCAAAAGAUGCUUUCCCCUGGCGAGCAGCAACGUCUCAUCUUUGCAAGAGUCUUUUACCGGUUGCCACGAUUUGCAGCCCUUGACGAAGCGACCAGUGCCAUGGAUACCGAUUCUGAAGCUCACAUCUAUAAUACACUUAUCAGCAAAGGCAUCGCACUUAUCAGCAUCAGCCAUCAUCCCGACAUGAUUGGAUAUCAUAAUAAGAUUGUUAAGCUAGAUGGACAAGGGAAUGCGAUUGUAGAUAUUGUAGAGAAUUCUUCAAAAGAAUAG